AUGAAAUCGGGGACACGUGUUGAUCAGAGCACUGCGCUUGCCGAAUCGGCCACCGGUGGAUGCAGCCCGAACUGUUCGAAGCCCGCUGUAUCGUUUUCGGUUGGCCUGUCGCGCAGUGUUCGUCCAGGGGAGAAUAAUAGGGCACGUGUGUCUAUUACGUCUGUGGAAGAUACCCAGGGAUUGCCAUCUUGUUUGAUGCUUUGCAAGCAAGAUGAGUUGCGCUCUGCGCAGACUGGUGCGGGAUCACUUUUUUCAGGCAUUAGACAGUGUAAUGCGAGGUGUGGUAAGCCUGGCGAGGAGAGUUGUUCGGAAGAAGAGGCUGAUACCUCGAUGGGCUCGGUGUGGUCUGAGAUGUUAGAUGGUAGUGGAGGUAAGGCAAUGAUGACCACAGAAAUGGACGCCACUUCUUUUAUUCACGCGCGCCAUCUAAAUUUGGCCGAGCUCUUGGUUGAGAGCCAUUUGUGUGGGGCAAGCCGUCAAGAAGGUUCUAAUACCACGGAGAUGCUUCCGUCCAUUUUCGAAAACGGGGUUUCCUGCGACAACAACGAGGUAACGAGUUAUGCAUCGAGGAACCGACUCUUGCACCACGCGCCCCCUCCUGGGCCCUCGCGUACGAGGCGGGGUGCCACGCCAAUGUAUGCCACUCCAUACAGACGGCAUAACAAUCCGACAUGCCCCGAGCACCUGGCUCGGAUACAGCGCCAAAAACGCCGAACCCCUUUUUUUGUACCCGGUGUGCCCUUUGUGGAGUCGCCAGACGUGUCUACAGACGUGGACAUGCGGGAAUGGCGUAGGAAGGAGGCCGCUAGGAUGCAGCGAGUGCACGCAUGGGUGCAGCGAGGCCUGCGGUGGCAGCGAGAGGAGUGGGAGGCGCAGUUGCGCGCCGAGGCACACAGGGCCUUCGGUGCGCGGUGGCCACUGCCACCCGGCGGCUGGUUCGCCCCCGUCCCGCCCAGCCCCUUUGCCCCUCGCCAAUGGUACUUCUGA
Messenger RNA from Trypanosoma grayi, 987 nucleotides. RefSeq lists its product as hypothetical. The transcript has a single exon. Bases 1 to 987 code for a protein of 328 amino acids. Lineage: Eukaryota; Euglenozoa; Kinetoplastea; Trypanosomatida; Trypanosomatidae. The record is from RefSeq and is a predicted model, not a curated record.